GCGACAUCAACCUUUGUUUGCUUCAGGCUUUAGCUGACUAGCCAUGGAGCCUCCACCGGGUCUUGAAGGUGACGAAGCCACCAAUGCAUCUGCUUCCCGGCGGAGGUUGUUUGAUUCGCACUUGGACUCCGCAGCGAUUGAAGCAGGCCUUGCAGAUGGGUCCUUGAUCCGUGGCACACUCCGGGCCAGCAGCACCAAAGUCAGUAUGGCUUUCGUCCGUGCCGAAGGCUCCAAGAGUCAAGAUCGUGAGUGGGUGGUGCGAGGAUCCAAGAACCGAAACCGUGCCGUGCACGGCGACAAGGUCAUUAUUCAGCCGGUCCUUUAUGGGCGAAGGGACGAGGAUUCAUCCUCUGAGGAAGAGCUUCCAGAGGCCAUUCCAGCCUCAGACUCUGAUGAGGAAGUCGUCUUUGUGAAGCCCAACGUUGCUGGAAGUGCAGCCAAGGGGCGAGAAGAGCAAGAAGUCCAGAUGGCCAAGGUAGUUGCAAUUGCAGAGAAGAAGGGACAAGGUCGGGUCAUAGUUUGCACUUUGCAUCCAGAACGGCCAAAGAAAGAAGAAGUCCUCCCAGAGGACAACUUUGUGAAGGCAAUCCCCACAGACAAACGCUUGCCUGGUAUGCUACUGCAGAUCAACAAUGUCACCCGGAAAGUGCUGAAAUUGCCAGGGAAACUUGAUCCAUUCCAACUGUGGCCCUUGCAGAUUACCACCUGGAAUGAGUUUUCCAAGCAACCCUUGGCAAAGUUGCAAGGCCAGUGCCUUGGAAGGGCAGGAAGCUUGGAAGCCGAAGAGAAGCAUGCUUUGAUUGCCAAUGAAUUGGAUAGCCACGAUGUGGAUUUCUGUGAGGACGAGCUUGACGAAGUAGACGAAAUCGUGCGAAAGGCACAAGAGAACUUCAGCUCUGAGGUUCCUAAUCGAAUGGAUCUACGAGCCUCAAGGAUUUUUACCAUCGAUCCUGCGACCGCUAAGGACUUGGACGAUGCUAUUCACGUAGAUGACGUGCCGCACAAAAAUCAGAUUGAGGUUGGGGUUCAUAUCGCAGAUGUGGCUCACUUUCUCAAGUUGGGCACAAUCACCGACCAAGAGGCACAACGUAGGUCAACCUCAGUCUACUUGAUUGGUCGAGUGCUGCCAAUGUUGCCUCAUGGCCUUUGCAACCAUUUGUGCUCCUUGAACCCAAACGAGCCCAAGCUUUCAUUCUCAGCAUUCUUCCGGCUUUGCAAAAGGACUGGACAGCUGAUUCAAGACCCAGCACCUUGGUUUGCCAAGACAGCCAUUUGCUCGGUGUGUCGGUUGAAUUACGAUCAGGCACAGGAUGUCAUUGAUGACAUCGAGAUCGAAGAGGAGAACCGACCUUCAGUACAUGGUGGCUAUACUUGGCAACAGAUCAAGGAUGACAUCAAGCUCCUGUACGAUGUUUGUGGCAAGGUCCGUAUGGGCCGGCUAAAUGGGGGUGCCCUGACCAUCAGCAAAACCAAGAUGAUCUUCCACACCAUGAACAGCGAAGAUGGAAUUCCUACCGGUUACCACCUGGAGUCCCAUAGUGCCUCUCACUGGGUCAUUGAGGAGCUGAUGCUUCUGGCUAACCGCUGUGUAGCCACUCGUUUGGCUCACUCUGAGCUCUCAGACUUCUCGGUGUUACGAAAUCACAAGCCUCCCGAGGUGAAGAAAUCUCAACAAUUGCAGAAGCUCAUGCGCGAGAAUCUGGGAAUCCGGGACUUUGAUAUGAGCAAUGCUACAGCGAUCUACCGAUCCUGUCAAAAGAUCUACGAGACGCAUGGGAAAAUGCUUGGCUUGUGUGUGGAGAUGAUGAUCAUGCGAGCUGGAAUGCAGCAGGCAGAGUACUUUGUUUAUGGUGCAGAUGAGGGUGAAGACGAGGUGUGUCCGCACCACUUUGCCCUGAACUUCGAUUACUACACGCACUUUACGUCUCCCAUUCGACGGUACCCUGACGUCAUGGUCCAUCGGGUCCUUUGUGCCCUUUUGGACCGUCAACUGGAAGCUAAGGAAGGUGAAGAAGGGGAAGAAACUCGCUAUUUCCAGACCCGAGAAGAAGCUCAAGAGGAGGUGCAGAUUUGCAACACCAAGAGGCUGAACUCUCGGAGGUGCCAAGAGCAGUUGGAUAGAUCAGUUUUUUGCAUUUUCCUUCGAUCCAUGAAGAGCUGGUUCUACACCGUGGGCACAGUUCUGGCAUUGAACCGCAAUGCCAAGGACGGGGAUGGGAUCGUUGUUUAUUGCUCUCAGCUGGGUAGAGAGAGCAAGGUUGCCCUGAGAUCAGAUGGAGGUGAAGGAGAAGAAGGCGAAGACAAAGAAGGUCGGGGUGCAGGGAAGGGGCUUCAGGUACAGCUCUUCAUGAAUGGGGUGAAUGAUGAGUUGAUGCUUCCAAAGAACUGGGAGUGGCAGGGUCGGGGAGCAGUCCAAAUUACCUGGAAGUCUCCACGUGAUGAGAGUGAGCAGAUCCAAAAGCUGCAGAUGCUAUCAUGUGUUCCGAUCGUGAUUAUUCCCACCAACACAGUUCCAAUCGAUUACGCCAUCUUCUUCGUGUCGCCCUUCCACGAAAAGUUUGAAAGCGUUAAGCAAGAGGUCUCUUCAAACGAGGUGGAUGGGUUCGCUUGGACUGAAGAAGACGAAGAAGGCGUCGAGAUUUGCUACGAUGAAGCUUUGGAAGAGCAAGGUGAUUAGCCCAGCCUGUUGAGCAGGGGAGCCUUGAAAAAAAGGUGCUCAUAAUGCAGCAA
This is a messenger RNA of Durusdinium trenchii, 2730 nucleotides long. The record is from the annotation of a GenBank genome assembly. Lineage: Eukaryota; Dinophyceae; Suessiales; Symbiodiniaceae.